Molecule: messenger RNA, 3171 nt
Organism: Cyanidioschyzon merolae strain 10D
Lineage: Eukaryota; Rhodophyta; Bangiophyceae; Cyanidiales; Cyanidiaceae
Exons: 1
Coding region: 1-3171 (1056 amino acids)
Cellular component (GO): Golgi apparatus
Molecular function (GO): protein binding
Source: RefSeq, a predicted model, not a curated record
AUGCAGCGCGCUAAGGGCGCACACCGGUCAAACGCACCAUCACCACCGUCGACGGCCGGGAGCUCUGAGGGAAACGUUUCGGGUUCUGAGGACUCCAGUUCAAGAGCGUCGUCGUGUCUAGUGACGGAUGCGAGGACACUGAACCGUUUGAACCUCGGUCAGUCCCAUGAUCCCGUAGCUUACGAGUCACGACACGGAAACGUGGCCUGGAACGCUGGCGGCUGCGAGCACUCUCCCGAGAGCUGGGUGAAGCGCUCGCGGCACAUUGGCGUCGGAGUCGGCGUCGGGUUUUCUUCACAAACAGUGGGAACGUUGGACGCACCAGACCGAACUGAAAAAAGCGCAGCCGGGUGCACACACACGACGGAGUGCCCGGAGGAACCGACGUUUGCGGCACCGGGACGCGUACAGCCGCGUGCGGUACCGCUGGCGUCAGUAGACGCGGACGUCCAGCGAUCCGCUUCUGUCGGUGAUCACACAGACGCCGCUGGCAGCCAGCCGCAGCACCGACAGGUGGUCGAGCGCGCGGCGGCAGCGCCCCAGCAAGGACCUGCGGGCACCGCAGUUGACCGAACCUGUGAAGGAAACACGUUCGGCGCCGAAAACGGGAAGGACUCGAUGGAUUCCAGUGGCUCCGGAAGCAGAUACGCAACCCGAAUGCGCUUCCAGUCGAUUCCGGUGUCUGGGAACCUUCGUUAUCUUAGUGCGGGCCGGGCUGGCCACGCUAUGGCUUCGGUUGACAACCGCGUGUACAUCUUUGGCGGGCAUCGGAGCGCGACUGGAACACCAGACCCAGACACCUUGCCUCCACCAGGACUCUAUCGGGUUACAACAGAUGGACAAAAAAGAUAUACGGUGCAUUUUUGCGAUCUAAUAGAACUUGAUGGCGAAACUCGUCUUUGGCGCUUGAUGAGCAAUGCUGCUGACGAGCAGCCGGCACCACGACGCCAUGCGACCAUGGUGAGCUUCGAUGGAUCCCUGUACGUUUACGGAGGCUUUGAUGCGGAGAAUCAUGUGCUGGGAGAUCUUUGGCGCUUCGAUUUGCAUUCAGAGCGACGAUGGGUGCUGGUAUCGUGCCAGGGCAGGGCGCGAGCACCCGGCGCACUGUUGGAGAAUGUCGGGCAUGCCGAGCACCGUGCGACCGAGACCGCCUCUGACGCAGCACUAGGCGCGGCGACAUCCAUCUCAUUAGCUCGCGUUCCAACAGCAGCAGCUGCUGCAACAACAACAACAGGUACGUCCAAUGUCAGGGGAUCUGAAGUACGAUUCAGGGCGGUCGAACGCGGCCAAUCCAGGUCAGGGCGGCGCGAAAGCUUCCGAGCUCCACAUCCGUCGAUAGGUGCUGGGCUCAGCGCAACCCCCGAGCACGCCACUUCUGUACAGAUGAUCCCAUUGCCCGAAGGUGGCCCGACCUCGGGGCGUGCUGAGCACUCGGCAGUGACCUAUGGCCAUUUGAUGAUCGUUUUUGGUGGUUACGAUGGACGUCGCAAGGUCAACACCACUGCUGUCUGCGAUCUGCGUUCCGGCAAAUGGUUUUGUCCACGUGCGCUACAGGAGACGAUGGCAACUGGUCGCCCUGGGAUCGAUUACCCACAUCGGCGCUGCAAGCAUUCCGCAGUUGUCUACGACGAUACGAUGUAUGUUUUCGGGGGCUUUCAGUAUCGCAACAAGCUCAACUAUGGAUGUUCUGAUCUUUUUGUGCUGAAUUUAUGCACCUGGUCCUGGCAUUGUCCGGUGCUGAUGCACGGCGGUGGACCGCAGGCGGUUCACGGCCACUGCGCGGUCGCCGGUGCCGGUGCCAUGUACGUUUUCGGCGGCAAGGUGCGCCUCGAUGCCACGCAGCGCGCCGCACAGCCGGUGCUUGCGGAGCGGCCCGAACAUUCGCUACCGCCUCAUGCAUUGACGAGCGCUGUAUCAGCAGACACGUCACCUACCCCGUCAGAGCUGCGUUCCUCAGACCUGAGUCGAGAUAUUUGGAAAUACCACUUUCACCUGAACAUGUGGCAGCGAAUCGCACUCGAUGAGCUCACGGAGGCGUCUCUGGGUCAGGCCUCGGCAGAGCGCGUGCGCGUCGAGCUGCAUCCGAGGCAACUGGCGAGCGCCGCUGUGGUGGCACCCCGCGAUCCGCUACGCUGUUCCAUGUAUCUGUUUGGCGGGACAAACAGAGCCAAAGAUCGCUUCUUCGGAGAUAUGUACGUAUUUUAUGGUCUUGGUACCGACCGUGGUGACGUCCUGCAACCGUGUCGAUUUUGCACUGAGCUCGGAAAAGCACUCCACGAGCCGACCCUUGCUGAUGUGAUCUUCGAGGUUCCCGAAUCCCUGGACGCGCUCCCCGAAGAGGAUCAACCCGCAGGGCCCGCUGUGGCAACAGCGCACACAGCGUCGCCCGUAGACGCUCGAUGCGAUCGCAUCGACGCCAGCAAUGCAUGCGUGCAAGGCGCGACGAGCGCACGCACCCGCCACGUGUCCGCCGCCAUGAACGCUGGGCAAUGCGCCGCUGGGUUCCCGCGUGAGGCGACGCAGCAGCGGCAGCGGCAGCAGCGCGCCUCACGAUGCCGCCUUUUCUACGCGCACCGGGUGAUCCUGGCUGCUCGAUCCGAGUAUUUUGCAGAUAUGUUUCACUCGGGUCUACGAGAGUCGCUUCACGGGGAAUGGCCUCGCGUGAUCCAUUUACCGGAUGUAUCGGCACCGGUAUUUGAGGCAGUGCUGCGCUACUUGUAUACGGGCGAGUUGCCGGUACACGAUGCGCGCAUCGCUGCCAGGGCUAGUGGGCGCGCUUGUCACGAUAACGCGAUGGACGCUAGUGCGAUGCUUUCCGUGGCAUCGACGAGUGAGCGUGAUGGUCGGUUCCUGCUUGAAUGUUUGCGAACGGCAGAUAUGCUGCGUCUGGAUGAGCUGCGGAAUUUUUGUGUUGCGCUGGUUGAACGAGCCAUACGUCCUGAAAAUGUUGCGUUUGUCUUGGAAAUCGCCGCGCAACGUGAGGACGGCAUGGGCGGCCUCAAAGCGUAUUGCCUGGCGUACAUCACGCACCAUUUCGCGGAGGUGAUUGAAACCGCUGCCUUUCAAGACCUGUUACGACGCGAUCCCGCUGGACUUGGCAAGCACGUGUUGCAGGCGUACCACGAGUCGAUGACGGGUCCGGAUGCGCAGCGGCGCCCGCACAGCCGCUGA